Messenger RNA from Porites evermanni, 669 nucleotides. NCBI's taxonomy places the organism in Eukaryota, Metazoa, Cnidaria, Anthozoa, Scleractinia, Poritidae. The record is from the annotation of a GenBank genome assembly.
AUGUCGCUUGACCAGAAACGGGAUCCUACUUCGGAUGAGCUACUGGACAGUAAAACUAACCAAUCAGAUGAAGUCAGUGUGGAAAAUAAUUUUGACUGCCAAGCACUUGGAAAUCUUCACAGCAAGAGUCGUCAAAACCACAUAAAAUGUAAGCCGCAAAGUGAUCAUGAGUCUCAAGGCUCAGAUUCGUCAUUAUCGGAAAGCCGAGAAGAGGCCAAUGAAAGAACCGGCGGUUUGCCAGAAGGAACCGAGGAAAUGGACCCACAUUUAAACGAUCGCGAUAAACUGCAAAUGCUACAAAACGUAUUUAAGACUGUGGGUGGAGACUUAGAAGACAUCAAGACUCUGAUGUUAAGGCUUCGGAGCAUUUUGAGCAACGGCAGCGGCGGAGGGGAGAAGGGGGCAAUAAAUAGCCACAACCGGGCUUCAGUUGAAGAAAGCUCUACGCCGGAAGUUAAAGUAAUUGAUGACAGUGAUGAUGAUGACGAUGAUCAUGGGCCAAUGAAAGAUUCUCAGCGAUUACAUUAUGAAGCAAACCGGGAGGGAGAACCUUCAAGAGAAAGUUCUACAGAAUCUUGUUUUGAGGAGAGUAAAUACUCCACGCUAAUUACUGAUAUAGAAGUACUAAAAAACAAACUUGUGUCUCUCAAGAGAAAUCUAGCAGAAUAA